Molecule: messenger RNA, 783 nt
Organism: Exophiala bonariae
Lineage: Eukaryota; Fungi; Ascomycota; Eurotiomycetes; Chaetothyriales; Herpotrichiellaceae
Exons: 1
Coding region: 1-783 (260 amino acids)
Source: RefSeq, a predicted model, not a curated record
AUGAUAACUACAGCAGUUUCUACCACAACAUCUUCGACUACCGCUACAACGUCUCAUAUAUCAGCGCGAAUUGGCGAUAUGAGCGUUUUCUGUCUCGAUGCAGUUUACCUAGACACCCGCGAUGGUUAUGACUACUACGUUUGCCCCUUUAAAGAGGUCGUCCAGGGCCAUGACAUCUCCAUCGUUAGAACACCCACUAGCUACUUGGAGUGCGAGGACCUAUGUAACUCCGAGCGCCUUUGCGCCGGUUGGUCGAGCCCUGUGGGUGCCGGAUUCAAUGGUUGCAAUUUCAAGUUAGAGGCUACCAUCUAUGAGCAGAUCCCAGACGGCGAUCGGCUUCUCUAUGUCAGAAUCGGUUUACCAGUAGAGACCACGAGCACGACCUCGAUGAUCUCUAUAAUGACGACAACCACCACCACCACCACCACCACCACCACCACCACAAUCACCAUUACCGCUGCCGCUGCCGCUGCCGCAACUUGCGCCUCGCUGUCGAGCCCCUAUAGGGCUAGCAACAAUGAGCAAUUCUCGCUUCAGUGUGGCUUCCAGGUCAACGGCCAGACCCUCGCAGGGAGCCCCUUCAACUGCCCCGACUUCGUAGUCUGCCUGGAGGCCUGCGCCUCGGAUGUUAACUGCGUGUACGCCAACUACGACUUCAGGAGCAUCCCCGCUGACCCACCUUGGUUCCCCAAUCCGGUCGUCAUACGAGACUGUACACUGUUCUCCUCCACCAACGGAUUCGUUGCCUUCCCGGGUUACGAUGCCGGCACGAAGCUCCCUUGA